UCAUUUAACGCCCAAUGAGAAUUUAGUUUCUUAGGGUUUAUAGUGAACGCAAUCGAUAAUCGCACAUUGUAUGGCUCUAAUUCGCGCCAAAAAUCAUUGGAAGGCUAGAACAGUUGUGGGUUUAGUUACAACGUUGGCCAGUUCUGACAGAUAUCAUGGAGUCCGCUGCUGCGGCGUGGGAUUUUUGUGUUCUCUUACAAGAAUAAUGUACUUACAUGAAUAAUAUCAAUCUCUAACUGUGCCCCUCAUACAUGUAUAUAAAUCUGGCGAGCCAUAUAUUGUCAACUUUGUUUUUGGCUAAUUGUAAGUGGACACAAUGGGGAUUACCGGUUUACUCCCGUUUUUGGAGAAAGCAUCGACGAAGGGCAAUAUCAGUCAAUUUGCCGGAGGGACGGUAGCUAUUGACACUUAUUGCUGGCUUCACAAAGGAGCCUUUUCAUGUGCCGAAAAAUUGGCUCUCGGACAACCCACGGAUGCGUAUGUUACAUAUUGUAUGAGGUUUGUUAAUAUGCUGCUUGGCAAUAACAUUAAACCAAUACUAGUAUUUGAUGGAUGUCAUUUGCCUGCAAAAAAAGAUACAGAAUCUAAGAGAAGAGAACUGAGAGACAAGAACCGUAAAAAAGCUGCUGAAUUAAUACGCCUUGGUCAAGUGGCAGAUGGAAAAAAUCUUUUAAGACGGUCAAUUGACAUAUCGCAUGAAAUGGCAUUGAAUCUCAUCAAAGCAUGCCAUGAACGCAACAUUGAUUGCAUUGUAGCACCAUAUGAAGCAGAUUCUCAGCUAGCGUAUUUAAACAUUUCUGGCAUAGCAGAUGUUAUUAUUACAGAGGAUAGUGACCUUACAUUAUUUGGUUGCAAAAAGAUAUUCUUUAAGAUGGAUGUCGCAGGUAAUGGUGUACUUGUCGAACAAGAUCGGUUUCAUUUAGCAAUGGGUGUGCGGUCCGAGCACUUUAGCAUGGACAAAUUCCGCUAUAUGUGUAUUCUAUCAGGUUGCGAUUAUUUGCCCUCGCUGCCAGGCAUUGGCCUGGUCAAGGCGUGCAAGUUCAUUAACAAGACCGCUGAAACAGACAUGCAUAAGGCGCUUACGAGGUUGUCCUCAUACCUUAACAUGAAAUCCCUAGAUGUUUCCAUUGAGUAUAGGGAUGCAUUCCUCCGAGCAGAUGUUACAUUUAAACACCAAUUAGUAUUUUGCCCUUUCAAAAGAAAGCAAGUACGCCUCACUCCCCCUACAACUGAUGUAACUCCAGAACAGUUGCAUUAUGCAGGCAAAGAAAUGCCUGAUGAUCUAGCUUGGCAGUUAGCUAUCGGCAAUUACGAUCCCAUGUCUCUAAAGAAGAUCCACGAUUACGAUCCUGACACUUAUGCAUCUGGGAAGAGUAUAACAAGAACCAAUUCUUGGAAAGCUGCACCAGUAGUAAAACAUGAUAGCAUUUGGAAUACAGAUUUUAAAAUCAAUAAAAAACCACCAAAAGAAGACAAGCAGACAACAUUAUGGCCUGAUACAUUCGGCAAAGUUACUAUUCUUAAAACAUCUGACAUUGCACGACCGUUAACGUCACCUAAGCGCAGUUAUGAAGAAGUUAACGAGAUGGAACAGGAAGAAAUGAUUAAAUUAUAUACAAGAAACAAAUCUGAGAGUAACAAACGUUCAUGUAGUGAUGUUGAUGUAUCUAAUCUCCAACUAGAUACGUCUGGUUUAGAGGAGAGAGAAAAGUCCCCAAUAUUAGUCAGGAGGGCAAAUCCGUUUGCAAAGACCACUAAGUCUCUAGAGAUUUCUCCUAGCCUUUUGGAUAAAGGCAAGAACCGUUCUAAAUUUCGAAACUUGGCUAGAUUUCGGCCGACUGUGGUAGACAAUAAUAUUUUAACAGAGAGUAAAUUUUUUGCACAAACUACUGAUUUACCCAAGCAACCAAAUUUCAAAAAUUGUGCAACAGCUAACUAUCCCGCAACGGAAAAGUGCUAUGGCCUGUACCAAUCCGCUGACUCUAAGGCAUACAAGGCAGAAGCAUUAGAAUAUGACAAUUAUCUGCUUUCCAGAACAGAUGAUCAACAAUUAGAGUGUAAAGAAUUAGAUAUUAAAAAUGAAAAAAGAAUUCCUGCUGUUGAAGAUAGAAUGGAAACAUCACAGAAUCAUGCAGUCAUACAAGAGUCGUGCAUAUCUGAGUCGACGUACGAAGAAACAGUAACUGAGAUGCAUGGUGCCUUACCUGUAGCAGAAGAGGAAUCAACUUCAGGUGUAAAUUCUUUAGACAUAGUUUAUACUGACAGGGAUAUUAUUUUACCUGUGAAUACGCGAAAUUCAAGUAUUGCAAAUGGUUUAAAAGAUCUCCAGCCAAAUUAUACGAAGCCCAAUUUACUGCAAUGGAAAAACACCAAAGUAAAUAGCUCCACAGCAUUGCUGUCGAUUGGUGUUUUGAACAGCCAAAAUAAUGGAACUCUGAGGGCGAUGCAAGGAGCUGCUAAAACGAAUCGUCUACCUCGGACCAGAAGUGUAAAUAAAAAAUUUCAACCUGUGAAGAGAAAGUCUCAAAUAGAACAAGGACAACAAUGUCUGCUCAGCUCAUUUGGAUUUCAGAAAAAAACUGGUCUUCAGCAUUGAAAUUCAGAUUUAGCUAAACGUACAGGGUGCAUUAACUAACAUGGAUUGCGGGUUCAAAAAUACAUUGUUAAGCAUAUUGCUAAAUAAUAUAAUGAAUACAAACAAUGAAAGGGAGCAGUUUGAUUAUUUAUAACGUUGAAACAGUCGCUAACUAAAUAUUUGUAUAUGCAGAUUAAGUAUGUUGUUUGUUGAGUUAGAAUGACUUUAAAUAAUUUGUCUAAAAUAUUUCUACGUAAGGGCGACUCGCAAGGUACUGACGCAAUUACCAUGUGAUUUUUCUACGAAUAUCAAAUCCAAACAGUGUGUCUGGCUAUACGAUAUUAAGUUGUUCACACACACGUUAUGUCUGAAGAUAGUAUAGUACUAAUAAUUUUUCAGUAUAGUCCAUAUCGAUCUUAUACAGCAUAAUUUCGAAGAUACGACCAAUUCAAUGUGAUUCAUUAAUUUAUCGUUCCUAGACAAUUGUACUUACAUGUGUACAUUUUUUUUGCAAAUCAAAUACCUCUAAUAAUGAGAAAUAAACAUAUUUUUGAUAA
This is a messenger RNA of Neodiprion fabricii, 3132 nucleotides long. It is a transcript of the gene tos, whose product is annotated as exonuclease 1. The coding region runs from base 317 to 2596 and encodes 759 amino acids. Gene Ontology annotation, molecular function: 5'-3' DNA exonuclease activity; 5'-flap endonuclease activity; metal ion binding. The record is from RefSeq and is a predicted model, not a curated record. The transcript has 9 exons. Gene Ontology annotation, biological process: DNA recombination; mismatch repair. Gene Ontology annotation, cellular component: nucleus. NCBI's taxonomy places the organism in Eukaryota, Metazoa, Arthropoda, Insecta, Hymenoptera, Diprionidae.